AUGGCACCUGAAAACAAUUUUGUGCAACCUGUGAUUCCACGCUUUGACGGUCACUAUGAUCAUUGGAAUAUGCUAAUGGAAAAUUUCUUGAGAUCCAAGGAGUAUUGGACUCUGGUUGAAACCGGCAUCGAAGAGCCCACUAGUGGGGCUAUCUUGACAGAGACGCAGAGAAAGACAUUGGAGGAGCAAAGAUUGAAGGAUUUGAAGACAAAGAACUACCUAUUUCAAGCAAUAGAUUGUGUCAUCCUGGAAACGAUCCUCAAGAAGGAUACUGCUAAGGAUAUCUCGGAUUCCAUGAAGACGAAGUAUCAACGUACAGCACAAGUAAAACGUGCCCAACUUCAAGCUCUUCGUAAAGAGUUUGAGAUUCUCCACAUGAAGGAAGGAGAGUCAGUUAAUGAUUACUUUGCAAGGACAUUGGUGAUCGCGAAUAAGAUGCGUAUUCAUGGCGAAAAAAUGGAAGAUGUUGCAGUCAUUGAGAAAAUUCUUCGCUCAAUGACACGCAAAUUUGACUAUGUGGUGUGUUCCAUUGACAGCCUUUCGAUUGAUGUGUUACAAAGUUCAUUGUUGGUUCAUGAGCAAAGGAGGACUAGUCGUGUUGUGGAGGAGCAAGCCUUGAAGAUCACCACUCAUGAAGGAGCAGAGGACACCAGCUUUCCUACAAUCAAGGACCACAAUUUGACAAGGCAAGUGUGGAAUGCUUUCACUGUCACAAGUUUGAGCACUAUCAAUAUGAAUGCCCUAACAAAGAGAAGGAAACUAAGGUGA
Messenger RNA from Prunus mume (Japanese apricot), 768 nucleotides. Lineage: Eukaryota; Viridiplantae; Streptophyta; Magnoliopsida; Rosales; Rosaceae. The record is from RefSeq and is a predicted model, not a curated record.